This is a messenger RNA of Penicillium alfredii, 1197 nucleotides long. RefSeq lists its product as uncharacterized. The transcript has a single exon. Lineage: Eukaryota; Fungi; Ascomycota; Eurotiomycetes; Eurotiales; Aspergillaceae. The record is from RefSeq and is a predicted model, not a curated record. Bases 1 to 1197 code for a protein of 398 amino acids.
AUGGAGCAACACACAUUCCGCCGCCGUGGCCUGGGUCUCCGAGGCAUCGACCAGGACCGAGUAUCACCCGGCUACGUCCUCUAUUCGCCGCUCACGUCCAACACAGCGCAUUUAGUGUCGACUUCUGGCAAGGAAAUGCAUCGAUGGACUUUGCCUCACCGGACCGGCCGCCAUGCACGAAUCCUCCCAGGCGGAGCUCUAGCCUAUAACGGCGUGCACCCUGAUGCCCCGAGACUCUUUCCCAUGUGGGCCAAGUACCGUGGCGGCGUCAUGAUGCAGGUAAAUGCACAGGGCGAGGUUCUGAGGCAGUAUUUUGAUCCACUUGCGCAUCAUGACCAGAACCAUCUCGACGACGGCACGAUCCUCUAUACGACGCUGGAGCCGCUCACAGCUACCGAGGCAGCCCGCGUGCAGGGCGGGAUCCCGGGUAGCGAGGCGCCGGGUGGCGUGGUGUACGGUGACUGCAUCAAGCUCGUAGCGCCCUGGUCUUCAUCCAAAACUUCCUCAUCAGCAGACUUCGACGGCAGCGGCGACGGUAACGGCGGCGCCAAACUAUUGUGGUCAUGGCGCGCCAUCGACUACCUUGAUCCAGCCAAGUUUGCCGCCCACGCAGAUUACCCGCGCGAGCACUGGCCGCUGAUCAACAGCGUCUCAUUCGACUCGGCGGGCAACAUCAUCGCGUCGUCACGCAACGCCUCAGCAGUCUUCAUCAUCAGUCGCCAGACGGGCGAGGUGCUCUGGCAGCUCUCGGCUCCGACGGUAAGCCAGCAGCACUGUGCACAUGAAAUCAAUUCCGCGGGUGAUAUCCUGAUCUUCGAUAACGGGGUCUUCCGUCCGGGCAUUUCGGUUCCGUUCUCGCGGGCGAUCGUCGUGUCGCGGGACAAGCGGGUCGUGUGGGAAUACAAGGACGGCUCGACGGGCGGACUGGGCUUCUUUACGCCGUUUAUGGGAUCUGCGCAGAAGCUACCAAAUGGGAAUGUCUUGCUUUGCGAAGCGGCAGCUGGUCGCGUCAUCGAGGUCACGGAGGGAGAGGAGGUGGUUUGGGAGUUUGUGGUGCCGCAGUUGGACGACUAUAAAAAAAUAAUGGGUAAAGAGGAGCUGGCGGAGAUGGAGCAGCUCGGGUUCUCGUACGAAAGCAAUGCCAUCUUCCGGGCUUACAAGUAUCUUCCUCACGAGGUUCCCUGGCUCAAUGAAUGA